Molecule: messenger RNA, 1395 nt
Organism: Penicillium bovifimosum
Lineage: Eukaryota; Fungi; Ascomycota; Eurotiomycetes; Eurotiales; Aspergillaceae
Product: ribosomal lysine N-methyltransferase
Exons: 4
Coding region: 1-1395 (464 amino acids)
Biological process (GO): peptidyl-lysine monomethylation
Cellular component (GO): nucleus
Molecular function (GO): protein-lysine N-methyltransferase activity; protein binding
Source: RefSeq, a predicted model, not a curated record
AUGUCCUCAACAACGCACUUCCCCGACGCCGAGGGCUUUCAACAGCAGUCUAACAACUUCAUGUCAUGGCUGCAAGCCACACCAGGAGUGCAACUCAAUCCCAAGAUCAGACUUGCAGACCUUCGAGCCAGUGGAGCCGGACGCGGUGUUGUGGCACAAAGCAACAUUGCUGAAGACGAAGAACUUUUCUCGAUUCCGCGCGGAAUGGUCCUCGCCGUGCAAAAUUCCGAGCUGGGGUCUUUGCUCGGGCAAAAUCUGGAGGAGCAGAUGGGUCCGUGGCUUUCUCUGAUGUUGGUCAUGCUGUACGAAUAUCUACAAGGCGAAAAAUCCAGAUGGGCUCCAUAUUUCCGGGUGCUGCCCUCUCGUUUCGACACCCUCAUGUUUUGGUCGCCGGCUGAGCUGCAAGAGCUGCAGGGUUCUACCAUUGUUGAGAAGAUCGGCCGGGCAGGUGCUGAGGAGUCGAUCCUGGAAUCUGUCGCUCCCGUCGUGGUUAAGAACCCUACCCUGUUCCCGCCACCCCAGGGUCUUGCGUCUUGGGAGGGUGAUGCUGGCCGUACUAGCCUAAUUGAGUUGUGCCAUAUCAUGGGAUCCCUUAUCAUGGCGUAUGCCUUUGACAUUGAAAAGCCCGAGGAGGAGGGCAAUGAUGAAGAGGCCGACGAUGAGAGCUACAUGACUGAUGACGAAGACGAGCAGUUGCCGAAGGGUAUGGUCCCGCUUGCCGACCUUCUCAAUGCAGAUGCGGCCCGGAACAACGCUCGCCUAUAUCAAGAAGAAGGCACAUUGACAAUGAAGGCAAUCAAGCCAAUCCAGGAAGGCGAGGAAAUCUUCAACGACUACGGAGAAAUCCCGCGCGCAGAUCUCCUCCGCCGAUACGGCUACGUGACCGAUAACUACGCCGUGUACGACGUGGUCGAGCUGUCCCUGGAGGACAUCUGCCAAGCCGCAGGGCUAUCAAGCGCCAGCCCGGAAACCGAGCCCCGACUCGAGCUUCUCGACAACGUCGGUGCCCUUGAGGAUGGCUACGUGAUCCCCAGACCUGUCAACGACAAUCCGUCCUUGAAAGACAUCCUGCCAAUGGAAUUGGUCGUUCUUCUUACUACGCUCGCUCUCCCCACUGCGGAGUUCAAUGAGCGUGCGUCCAAGAAGAAGGCUCCCAAGCCGGCCAUGGAUGCCAAUGCCGCUGCCAUCUUGGGCUUCUCCCCCCCGUUGCCUUCGUCUGGAGACGUGGAUGAGAGCGCCCGUCGCGCACGGAUGGCUCUCCAGGUCCGCAUUGGUGAGAAGGAGGUCCUGCAGGCUGUCCUGGGCAUGCUGCAGCCCGCUAGCAACGGGUCAUUGAAGCGAUCGGCCAAUGGUGAUGACGGUGAAUUGCGACAGUUCAAGACUCAGAGGAUAUGA